ACAGCGAAGUCCGCGAGUGCGAGAGAGACGGUGAGCGCGGCGCGGGAACAGCGAAUGAGCGAAUGUGCUGCUCCAACCGACAAAGACGCAAGACGUUUUUCGCGCCGAGGGAGCCUUGUGUUGUUCUGCUGGGCCGAUUGUUUGGAUUCUAAUUUCUUCGUCGACUCAUCCUGUCAUGCUGCUUUUGGACGUCCCAUCGCCUCUCUAGUCGGCCAGGCUGCUUCUCGCGGAGCUGUUUGCACCCUCGAGUCCCGCGGACUGUGAGCUUGUGUUUAGCUCUACUGUCUAGAGCAGAGUCCUGUUUCAGUUUGCAAGUUGCGCUCUGAUUCUGCCAGGUCUACUCCAAUGCAAUGACCGUCAAAAUUGAAGAGAGCAGUGUUAGUAAGGAUGGGAAGGACAAGCCAUCCAGCUCCAAACCAUCCACCCCGAAAGCGGGCAAAAAGAAAGCUUUGGGCAAGCAACAAACGAUUUCAAGCAUGUUUAUGAAAGCUGGGAGUUCUAGCAAAUCUUCCUCACCAGAUAAGCUUGUUGCAACUGCUGAUCAACCGUCACCUUCAAAUGAGACGCCUGUGAACAACAAUAAUUGUUCUAACAUCAAAGAAGAGAAGGAGGAUGAUGUCAACGUCGAGCAGGAGGCGGAGGAUACGCAACCUGAUAAUGCGCUGAAGCGGAAAUGUCAAGUUGUUGCUGAAGACAAUCCUCCCGAGAAACUAACAAAUGGAACUGAAAAAAGGCUGCAACCAAUUGAAAAAAAAAUAAAAAGAGAGGAAGAUGAAAAAGCAGUAGAGGAAGAUGUGAGCGUAACGCCUAGAUCCGAAGUGUUGCAAAGGUGUGAGAUAUGCAGGCAGAUCUUAGGAGGGCCAAAUACUUGCAUUUAUUCUGGUCACCCUAAUGAAGCUGUGGAAGAAUUCAUUGCCCUGACCAACCCCAAGCUGUCUCUCUUCAGCGGAGAUGAGGAGAGUGUCGAGACAGAUGAGCGACCCCAAAAUAAGCUUACCGCCUUCAGUGUAUAUGACAAGCAGGGUCAUUUAUGUCCUCUAGAUUCUGGUCUGAUAGAAGAUAAUGUUUUACUAUUUGUUUCCGGAUACAUGAAACCAGUGUAUGAAGAGAACCCAGAUCCAGAAGAUGGUGUUGCAGCCAUGGAUAUUGGCCCAAUAAAUGAAUGGUGGGUGUCUGGUUUUGAUGGUGGGGAGGCAGCACUCAUCGGACUUUCAACAGCUUUUGGUGAAUACUUUCUCAUGGAACCCUCGGAAGAAUAUGCUGGCUUUAUGGAGCCCAUGAGAGAAAAAAUAUUCAUGAGUAAAAUUGUUAUUGAAUUUUUACUUGAUGAAAUUGAGCCUGUGUAUGAGGACUUAUUAAACAAGUUGCAUACAACAGUUCCUCCUAAAGGUCUAACAAUGCUCACAGAAGACAGUUUACUUCGUCACUCCCAGUUUAUUUGUGAUCAAGUGCAGAGCUUUGAUGGUGCAGCUACAAAUAGUGAUAUGCUCAUCACCACCCCUUGCAUGAGAACUCUUAUGAAGUUAUCUGGUGUUACUCUUGGCAAAAGGAGGGCUAUGCGGAAAACAGAACGCAGAACAAAAGCAGACCGUAAGCCUGCUUGGACUAAGGCUACUACAACCGAGUUAGUGCGAAAUGUGUUUGACACUUUCUUUGUUGAUCAAAUAGACAAAGAGGAUGAGAAGGAGAAAGCGGCACCACGCCGCCGGCGGUGCGGAGUGUGCGAGGUGUGUCAGAUGGCUGAUUGUGGAGAAUGCACAUCUUGUAGAGACAUGGUGAAAUUUGGAGGGUCUGGCCGCAGCAAACAGGCUUGUGCUCAAAGAAGGUGUCCCAAUUUAGCUGUACAGGAAGCCGAUGAUUCUGAAGCAGAGGAGGAUGACGAUGUUGAGAAACCUAUCAAGGUCAGUGGCAAGGUUCGGAACUCUAAAAUACCAACACCAGUCUAUGAAGCUGAGUCUAAUCAGCCCGCGGAAGUUCGUUGGAUCGGAGACCCUAUCUUUUCCAAUGAUGACUUUGAAUAUUUCAGCCUUGUUAAUGUCAAUGGCAUAGAAUUUGGUCCAAAGGACUGUGUUUUAGUGAAGCCAAACGACCCGAAGGCUCCAUUGUUUGUUGCCCGUGUUGUCAGCUUAUACGAAGACAAAAAAGGCUCCAAAAAAGCUCAUCUACAGUGGUUCAUUCGUGGUAUUGACACUGUCCUUGGCGAGACUUCAGAUCCAAGAGAAAUUUUUGUAGUCAAUGUUUGUGAAGACGUAUCUUUUGGACUAAUAUCAAAAGUUGCAAAUGUCCAGCACUUGCAAACCCCUGAUAAUUGGCACAUGCUUGGAGGUGAAACUCUGCCAAUUGAUGAUUUUCCUGAUGAUGGCACAAGCUUCUUCUACCAAAAGAUGUAUGAUGCGGGCAGAGGUCGGUUUGAAGAUUUAAAAGAAAAAAUGGAGUGUCCCGAUACUGAGGAGCCUUGUAUAUUCUGUGAAUGCUGUGAAAUUCAGAGACUGGCUGACUAUAAGAUGACCCCAACUGCUUUGGAACCAUUGGAAGAAGAAAACUCAGCUCUAAAUGAGGUGAAAUGUGGAGUGGCCCAUUUCAAUGGUGAGGAAUACAGGGUAGGCCAUGGUGUGUACUUGAGAUCUGAUACCUUCAAGUUUGGUUCAUCUCUGGUGAGAGUUAAGAAGGAGAAACGAGAAAAGAUAAUUGAUGAAGAAAUGUAUCCUGAAUUCUACCGGAAAUCAUCUGACCAUGUAAAGGGCUCCAAUGAAGAGACCUGUGAACCGUAUUGUAUUGGCUAUAUUUCUUCAAUCAUGAAAAAGAAGUCUGGAGAUGUAAUUCUUGGUUUGAAUAAAAUGUAUAGGCCGGAAAAUACUCACCGUGGUCAAUCAUAUGGUCAACAGCUUGAUCUGAAUCUGUUACUUUGGAGUGAUGAAGAAUUCAGCACUAAUCUUUCUGAGGUGAUAGGGAAAUGCUUCAUUGUUUGUAGCGAUAAUCUCGACGGUCCUGAAGCAGAAUGGUCUUCCCAAGGACCAGAUAGAUACUAUUUCAGAGAGGCAUAUGACUCUGCGAACCAAACAUUUGUAGAACCGUCUGCCAAGGGUCUGUCCGCGGGGAUGAGAGGCAAAGGCAAAGGGAAAGGCAAAGGCAAGGGAAAGUCUUCCAGCUCAGCCAAGUGGGACCUCAAGCCCUCGGAAUGGCCUCAGAUAUCAAACCAACUACGCUGCCUGGAUGUUUUUGCUGGCUGUGGUGGGUUGUCAGAAGGUUUCCAUCAGUCCGGACUUGCAAAGACACUGUGGGCCAUUGAGAAGGAUGACAGUGCUGCUAAUGCUUUCCGCCUCAAUAAUCCUGAGACCACAGUUUUCUCAGAUGAUUGCAAUGAACUUCUCAAGCUAGUGAUGAAGGGUGACAAAAUAACUUCUAAAGGGCAGUCACUGCCUCAAAGAGGUGAUAUAGACCUCAUGUGCGGUGGUCCUCCUUGCCAGGGCUUUAGUGGAAUGAAUCGUUUUAACUCAAGACAGUACUCUUUAUUUAAAAAUUCUCUUGUGGCUUCCUAUUUGUCCUACUGUGAUUACUACAGACCCCGGUUUUUCAUUCUUGAAAAUGUGAGAAACUUUGUUUCUUUCAAACGCAGUAUUGUGUUGAAGCUUACACUGCGCUGCCUCAUUAAAAUGGGGUACCAGUGUGCUUUUGGAGUUCUGCAAGCAGGGAACUAUGGUGUUCCUCAGACCCGAAGAAGAGCAAUUAUAAUUGCUGCAGCUCCAGGUGAAGUGCUUCCUGAGUAUCCGAGUGCUCUGCACACUUUUAACAAGCGUGCGUCUCAGCUUUCUAUUGUGGUUGAUGACAAAAAGUUUAGCCCACUACGAGACAUGCCUGAGGGUGCUCCACUGCGAACAAUCACAGUGAGGGACGCCAUGUCAGACCUUCCAGAAAUUAGUAAUGGUCAUUCAAAGGAUGAAAUGGCUUAUGGCGAGGCUCUGACCCACUUCCAAAGACAGAUUCGAGGAAACCAAUACAUGCCUAUUUUACGGGACCACGUCUGCAAGAAAAUGGCACCUCUGGUGGAGGCCCGCAUGGCUAACAUUCCUACUGCGCCAGGCUCCGACUGGAGAGACCUUCCUAAUAUUGCAGUGCGUCUUAAUGAUGGGAAAAUGACUGCAAAGUUGUUGUACACCCACCAUGACAAAAAAAAUGGAGAGGCAUUAUCUGGAUCUCUGAGGGGAGUCUGCUCUUGUGCUGAGGGCAAAGUGUGCGACCCCAUGUGCCGUCAGUACAAUACUCUGAUCCCUUGGUGCCUGCCUCACACGGGCAAUCGACACAACAAUUGGGCCGGACUGUACGGUCGUUUGGAAUGGGAUGGUUUCUUCUCUACAACUGUUACUAAUCCGGAACCAAUGGGAAAACAGGGCCGUGUGCUUCAUCCAGAGCAGACACGUGUAGUGAGUGUAAGAGAAUGUGCACGAUCUCAAGGCUUCCCAGACACCUAUCGUUUCUUUGGCAACAUCCUUGAUAGGCAUCGGCAAAUAGGAAAUGCUGUACCUCCUCCUAUGGGCCGGUACAUUGGAAUGGAAAUAAGAAAGUGUGUGGCUCUCAAGGAAGAAAAAAAUUCAAAAGAUACAUUGAAUGACAUGGAGUAGUGGGAGAGUUUGAAUUUUUUAGUAAUUGAUUGAGUCAUAUGUACCUUGUAAGUCAUUUGAGUACUGCCCUUAUUGCAAAGUCCUCUCUGAUCUCAUUCAGUAUUUUAACAUUCCAUUAGGUAUUUAUAAACUCUUGGGUAACUGUUAACUCAUAAAGGGUUUCAAUUUUCUUUAUAAAAUGCCAUAAUUUUUUAAUUUUUUAAAAGAAUAAUUGUUUUGUGGUGACUGGUUCAUGUUUCCUUCACAGGUGAUUUUUUUUUUUAAUUUGUAAAUCAUGCCCACC
Thrips palmi is the source of this 4902-nucleotide messenger RNA. RefSeq names its product DNA (cytosine-5)-methyltransferase PliMCI-like. Lineage: Eukaryota; Metazoa; Arthropoda; Insecta; Thysanoptera; Thripidae. Gene Ontology annotation, cellular component: nucleus. The record is from RefSeq and is a predicted model, not a curated record. Gene Ontology annotation, molecular function: DNA (cytosine-5-)-methyltransferase activity; DNA binding; zinc ion binding.